AUGGCCGAGAGCCCCAUGUGGGAGCACAUCGGGACAAGCUUUGUGCACCUGUAUUACCAUCACUUUGAUGCCGACAGGGCACAGCUGAGCACACUCUACGUGGAUGCAUCUCGCCUGUCCUGGGAAGGAGAACAGCUCCAGGGGAAGGCGGCCAUCAUGGGCAAGCUGAUGAAUAUUCCAUUCCACAAGGUCCAGCGUUUUAUCACAUCGCAGGAUCACCAGCCCGCUCCCGACAACCGCAUCCUCAGUAUGGUUGUGGGUAAGGUGAAGGUGAAUGGAGAGCCGCUUAUGGAGUUUCACCAGGCCUUUGUGCUCAAGAAUAUGAAUGACAAAUGGAUUUGCACUAACGACAUUUUUAGAGUGGCUUUACCUCAUUUUGGUUGA
Molecule: messenger RNA, 384 nt
Organism: Orycteropus afer afer
Lineage: Eukaryota; Metazoa; Chordata; Mammalia; Tubulidentata; Orycteropodidae
Source: RefSeq, a predicted model, not a curated record